AUGGAGAACGUUGCGACCGCCAAAUUCAACGACGCGGUCGUGCCCAGCGGCCCGAACUCCGACCUCGUACUGAAACAACUGAGUCUCCUGUCGGUGUGGAUGAGUCGGUUGAUCGCGGAGCGCGUCGCGAUCUCUCCCAGUGCCACGGGCCUGCUUCUCCUCCACUCGCGUCUCUGCCUCCAGGCUCCAAUCGAGGUCCACGACGACUCCGCCUUCAAUUCGAACCAAUUGCGGCUGCUGAUUCUGGCACAGCUCGCCUGCUCCCUCGACUACUGGCCCUACCUACUUCGUCUCCUGCAACUGACCCUCACUGACCCCACGAAGGACGUCAACUUCGGCGUGGAGUGCGCCCGUCUGGCCAAUGAGCCCAUUGGUGCCUGCGGCGGUGGAGCCUUCGUGUGCAGCCCGCCCCCCAUCGAGGCCUUCCUGGCGCGCCUCCUGGCCCGCGCCGACGCCCUCAGCAAUCGAUUGUACCGACGGUGUUUCGCCACUGCCUCCCUCUUCUGCCUCAACCACCUCCCGCUCUGUGAUAAGCUCCACACCGACUACCUGGGUGCCAUUACUAGCCUAUGCGUGCAGGCAGGUUGUGGUGCUACUUGUGUGAUUUGA
Mesocestoides corti is the source of this 609-nucleotide messenger RNA. Lineage: Eukaryota; Metazoa; Platyhelminthes; Cestoda; Cyclophyllidea; Mesocestoididae. The record is from the annotation of a GenBank genome assembly.